AACUGUUAUUUUAGUUGGGAAGAAAAUCGAUUACAAAAAAACGAGAGUCUUCCGAAAAUAAAUAAAGAAAUAACAAAGAGAAAAAUUGUACACCUCGUAAUAAACAAUUUCUUGAAGAGGAGAGAGGAAAAAUACAAAAAAAAAAAAAAAAGAAGAAAGAAAGAAAAUAUCUGAAUCACUCGAUCUUGACGAAAACAAUAUAUCUUGACCGCACGAUCCCAAUACACGAACAUUUUCGACUAGUCAAAGACGGCGGUACGCAUAUUCACUGGUCGCCGUUCACAGUUCGCCGGAAAUAUCGCGGCAGCACAACCGGGUUUCUCCGAUGGCGUUCUCUUCGAUUACCAUGAAAUUCCCCCCCGUCCUUCACUUGCGAGCCCUUCCUAAAAGUUCUGCACCUCAAAGUUCAAUUUCCUUUCGUUUUUCUCCUACGAAAUUCAGCCGGAGUAAAUCCUUAUCGAUUCGAUCGGUUUCAGUCCCAGCUGCGCCAGCAUCCGAGAGUAUAGCACCUGCUAUCUCAUUAACUGAUAAUGCAUUGAAACACUUGAAUAAAAUGAGAUCUGAACGUGAUGAAGAUUUGUGCUUAAGAAUUGGUGUCAGACAGGGUGGAUGCUCUGGUAUGUCCUACACCAUGGAGUUUGAGAACAGGGCAAAUGCUAGACCUGACGACUCGAUUAUAGAAUAUAAUGGUUUUGUGAUAGUAUGUGAUCCCAAGAGCCUACUUUUCUUGUUUGGAAUGCAAUUGGACUACAGCGACGCACUUAUUGGUGGGGGAUUUUCUUUCAAGAACCCAAAUGCUACACAAACUUGUGGUUGUGGAAAAUCAUUUAAUGCAGAAAUGUAGGAUCAUAUUUUGUUUAUAUGAAUGAUUCAAUAGAAACUUGAUAGUUUCAGGUUAAAGAAAACAUAGAAUGUAUAAAAACUCUUAGUUUGCUUGACAAUUGAUCCUAAUAGUAUACCUUCUAUUACUAGUUC
This is a messenger RNA of Cucumis melo (muskmelon), 975 nucleotides long. Its product is annotated as iron-sulfur assembly protein IscA, chloroplastic. Gene Ontology annotation, molecular function: protein-macromolecule adaptor activity; iron-sulfur cluster binding. Gene Ontology annotation, biological process: iron-sulfur cluster assembly. The transcript has 3 exons. Gene Ontology annotation, cellular component: chloroplast stroma. NCBI's taxonomy places the organism in Eukaryota, Viridiplantae, Streptophyta, Magnoliopsida, Cucurbitales, Cucurbitaceae. The record is from RefSeq and is a predicted model, not a curated record. The coding region runs from base 326 to 844 and encodes 172 amino acids.